AUGAAGAAUCGUGGGCUACCUAAUUGUAUUAGGUACAUAGGUUACGGCAUAUUCAAUGACGUUAGGAGUAGGAUUCCUCAUUAUAAAUCUGACAUCCAAGAUGCAUGGAACUAUCGCAUCAUCCCAUCAACUUUAUUUAUAUUUUUUGCCAAUUUGUUACCAGCUAUAUCCUUUGCUCAGGAUAUGUAUGAUAAGACAGAUCAGCUGUAUGGUGUUAAUGAAACUUUGAUGAGUUCGGCAAUUGCAGGUGUGGUGUUCGGAAUGUUUUCUGGUCAACCCCUUUGUAUGGUUGGUGUUACGGGUCCAAUCACCAUUUUUAAUUAUACCGUUUAUGAAUUAAUGAAACCUAGGGGUACACCCUUCUUCCCUUUUAUGUGCUGGAUUUGCUUAUGGUCAAUGGUUAUGCACUUUAUUAUUGCAAUCACAAAUAUGGUCUCAUAUAUAAAAAUAAUUACUCUGUACUCCGCAGAUGUAUUUGGGUUUUUUGUCUGUGUUGUAUAUCUUCAGAAAGGUGUACAGAUUUUGAAUAAUCAAUUUUCAGUAAGUCUCGAAAGUGGUUAUUGUUCCGUGAUGAUAAGUUUACUAAUGGUUAUCUUUGGCGUUGGGUGCAAUGUAUUUGGGAAUAAUCUACAUUACUUCAGAGGUUGGUUCAGAAAGAUUUUUAGUGAUUAUGGUAUGCCUUUAGCAGUUAUAUUCUUCACUGCAUUUACAUAUUUUGGAGGCAAUUUAUCUAAGACUGACUUAGAUAAAUUGCCUAUAACGGAGGCGUUUCAACCAACAUACCACGGAACUGAUAGAUCUCACGGUUGGUUUAUCCACUUCUGGCCGCCUGAUAACAUUGCUGUAUCGGAUGUAUUCCUAGCAAUCCCGUUUGCUAUUGACUUAACAUUACUCUUCUAUUUUGAUCACAAUAUUUCAUCAUUAAUGUGCCAGCUGAAAGACUUUCCUCUAAAGAAGCCUUCGUCAUUUCAUUGGGAUUUUGCAUUACUUGGGUUGGUUACUGGAAUCUCUGGUUUAAUCGGGCUACCUGCUCCUAAUGGUCUUAUACCCCAAGCUCCAUUACAUACACAAUCACUAGUUGUUCAUAAUUACAAGACAGGAGAAGUUAUAUCAGUUGUAGAGCAAAGAGUAUCCAAUACUAUACAGGGAUUGCUAACUUUUUUAAUGAUGAGUGGCCCGUUCUUAGUUGUUUUGGGACUCAUUCCCCAAGCUGUGCUAGCAGGGUUAUUCUUCAUUAUGGGCAUCACUGGUAUCCACGAGAACGCUAUCACGAAUAGACUUAGGUAUUUAUUCUUGAAUGAUGAUUAUGUUAAGAAUGAUCCCACUUGCCCACUAGUUUUUAAAGAAUUUGAUAAAUAUCGUAACAAAAAAUGGUUCUACGUAUAUUUAGUACUACUAAUUCUAGGAUUUGGAGCUGAAUUUGCUAUAACCCUAACAAAAGGUACUAUUGGAUUCCCUGGGGUUCUCUUAGUAUUAGCAAUAUGUGCGAAAUGGGUCUGGCCUUUAAUUAUUCCACUAGAAGAAUUACAGUUGUUAGAUUCUCCGGUAGCUGACGAGGUAACGAUUAAGAAUUUGAAAAUAAUGGAUGAAAUAAAAUUGCAGGAAAACUCCUCCAUCCAAAAUAAGUCUGAUAUAGAGGCUGACGUUAUUGGAACGCAAGUAAAAAAAUCAAAGCUUAAACUCCGUAAUAGGAAUCAGAACGUGUAA
This is a messenger RNA of Debaryomyces hansenii CBS767, 1707 nucleotides long. RefSeq names its product DEHA2A10472p. Gene Ontology annotation, biological process: monoatomic ion homeostasis; transmembrane transport; monoatomic anion transport. The transcript has a single exon. The record is from RefSeq and is a predicted model, not a curated record. Lineage: Eukaryota; Fungi; Ascomycota; Pichiomycetes; Serinales; Debaryomycetaceae. Bases 1 to 1707 code for a protein of 568 amino acids. Gene Ontology annotation, molecular function: solute:inorganic anion antiporter activity; borate efflux transmembrane transporter activity. Gene Ontology annotation, cellular component: fungal-type vacuole; plasma membrane.